Messenger RNA from Plectropomus leopardus (leopard coralgrouper), 1709 nucleotides. It is a transcript of the gene atxn7l3b, whose product is annotated as ataxin 7 like 3b. The record is from RefSeq and is a predicted model, not a curated record. Gene Ontology annotation, biological process: regulation of transcription by RNA polymerase II; positive regulation of DNA-templated transcription. Gene Ontology annotation, molecular function: transcription coactivator activity. Gene Ontology annotation, cellular component: DUBm complex; SAGA complex. Lineage: Eukaryota; Metazoa; Chordata; Actinopteri; Perciformes; Serranidae.
CUGCAAAGGAAGCGCUCGGUGGAAACUCGUGUAGCGAUCGAUUGCUACUGUCUGAUCCCUGUGAUGUAAAGAUGGAUGCCUGCCGAAAUAGGUUAUAAACGUGGGAAGUGAAGUCCCUGGCAGUGUUCAACGUGCAGUUCCCUGUUUUGGCCAAUGCUUGCUGCGCUACAGCAUGACCACAGCAGUGUCGGCUCAUCUGGUAGUUCUGGCAAAUGAAAAUGGAGGAGGUUUCAAUGUCCAGCCUGGACAACAGCAAGCUGGAGGGCCUAGCUCAGGACAUCCUGUCUGACCUGGUGGAGGAUGCAUGCCUGGGUCUUUGCUUUGAGGUCCAUCGGGCCGUCAAGCAGGGCUAUUUUUUCCUGGAUGACACGGACCAAGAAAGCAUGAGGGACUUUGAAAUUGUGGACCAGCCGGGAUUGGAUGUGUUCGGCCAGGUGUACAACCAGUGGAAAAACAAAGAGUGUGUGUGUCCCAACUGCAGCCGAAGCAUCGCUGCCUCACGCUUUGCCCCACAUCUGGAGAAAUGCCUGGGAAUGGGACGCAACAGCAGCCGCAUUGCCAACCGCAGAAUAGUCACCGGUAACAACACCAACAACAAGUCCGAGAGCGACCAAGAGGAUAAUGACGACGUCAAUGAUAAUGACUGGUCUUAUGGGGCAGAAAAGAAAGCCAAGAAAAGGAAAUCUGACAAGAAUCCAAACUCACCCAGAAGAUCCAAAUCAUUCAAGCAUAAGAGCAGCAUGAUGGGUCCUAGACGUCGCAUGGACAACCAGGAGAGCCCUCGCAUGCUGAUGAAAGAUGAGGCAUUCCCUCAAUAACGCACUCUGCCACAAACACACAUUCUCUUACCAUCGUGUGUGCACAUACACACAGACACGUGCACACACAUGGGAAGACCAAUAACACUUCACCUUUGGUUCUUUAUGUUGUAAAAUCAAUGGACGUCAAUGUUAUAGGUGACAUUCAUGGCGUUUGCUGCUCUGCAGAAGCAGUCCAGACCUCCCACUGUAUACUUGACAGAUUUUUUUUCACAAAAUCAUCGUACAAACAUUUGAUUUUUCUUUUGUUUUCGUUAAUUUUGUAUCCGACGUUUUUUGCUGGAGUCCAAAAUAAUGAAGAUCACUGAAUACGAUUUCACUGCACAGGUAGAUUCUGGUGUCCUUCAUUCAGCAGCCGAGCAGAGGCAGCUGUGUGAGGAGAGAACACGUGCACAUACAGUAUGUUGUUGUUUUUGUUUGUUUUUUAAAUACAGAAAUGAUUAGGCAUUAGGUGUACUUCUAUUUCUUCACCUUUUAAAAUCUUGUUCUUUGAAAAAAUAAUGUCAAAGACAAUCAUUACUAAUGGUUUGUCUUUUAUUUUCACAUUCACCGUCAGGCUCAUAGUUGAAUCACAAUACAGUGUUUGAGAGAGAAGCACCUCUCAGUUUGUCAUUCACCUGUGGAGAUUUGUUUUAAACAUGUUCAGUAAAUGAACCCCUAAUUGUACAAGCAGGUAUUUGCUGCAGAAAGCAGGUUUGUUUCAUUUUUGGUGGAUAGGUCGGCUUGUUUUCUAGCGUUCAAAACUGUCUUUGUAUCAUGUGUUUACAUUGUAAAGGGUUACAUAUAUCUUUGGUGUGAUGUGAUAGUGUAAAUAUUCCAAUAGUUGAAUUGCUGCUAUCAUGGCUCAGUUUAUUUCAUCUGUCUAGCAUAAUAAAUGAUUUGUUACCUGUC